AUGGUCCCAGCGCCCCGUCGCUGUCUGCGAUGCGCCCGAUCAUCCGUUCAGUGUGACGGGAAAUCCCCUUGUCUACGGUGCCAUAACGCUCGUCUUCCCUGUCGAUUUGAGGAUAACCCGCCCGAGACCCGAGAAGCAUGCUCCGACCUACCUUACCGAUCGGAGUCAACUUCAGCCUCCCCAGCAUCGCCGGCGUCUCACCAAGCACGAUCAUCGAGCCAGGAGCUAUUAUGGAUCUCCCGCGAAGGCCGAAGUGACGCGCGCUACUUGACCUACUCACCCAGCAACGAAAAUGUAACUCCCUCGCUUGUCGCCAAGGCUGCUGCUGCGGGGCAGAUUCAAUUAUACAUCAACUUUGUGCUCGACGCGUAUCCGUGCUACUUCAAAGCUACUGAGACCCGAGUACCUGUCAAUUGGGUGGAAUAUGUCGCCUCGAGAGAGAGCGGCGACACGCCAUUCGACCUGGCCGUCCGCAGCUUAACCACCAUGUAUGCUGGCAGUCGACAUAAUGACCCUUCCUACUCCGACGCAGGUCGAGAAUUUUAUAUCCGUGCGAUGCGCGGCCUUUCGAAACUGUUAAACGAUGAGACCAAGGCAAAAUCGGACGAAGCAUUAGCUACCGCCAUAAGUCUCGCGGUCUAUGAGAUGCACUGUUCCACCACAUCGGAUGGAUGGAUCCAUCAUGCUGCAGGUAUCCGAGCAUUGAUGCGGCUUCGAGGGCCCAGGACACACUACAACGGGUUUGGCUGCGCAUUGUACAUUGCAUAUCGCAAUACUCUCGUCACUUCCGCGCUAGUCACUGGCGAGGAUUGUUUCUUGGAGGAACCCGAGUGGCAGGCUCUCAACGAGCAUAUUGCCGCAGAAAAUGCAAAGCAACCAGAUUCAUCUGUCUAUACGGAUAUCACCGAGCGCGCAUUCCGCGAAGUCGUCAAGCUUCCGGGAUUUGUGAGGCGAAUGCGUGAAAUUCAAGGUCUGCCCCUAAACGUGCAGAAACGCAUUCAUACUGAGUUCAGCAUGACCGCCUCAACUCUUCGGGCGGGCCGUGAACCGAAGACCGGUUUCAUCGGGCCCAUCCCACACCAUUUCUUCGACGGAUUCUCAGCCCUGACGAUGCAAGGUAUUCGGUCGAGUAUCCUCCUUCUCAACUACAUCAUCAUUCUCCUUGAUCCAUCACAGCGGCCAGACGCAGAAGCCGAGAACCGGAUCAUCGCAGAUCGAAUGCGAGCUGCGAGGUGUCCUCAGUCUGCCGAGAGCCACGACGGGUCUACUUCUCCUCUAACACCCCCAGGGUCACCGGGACGUCCUCAUUUGAUGAUCGAGUCCCGAGUGACUCCUGAAACACGCCAACCUCCAACUACCGACUGGAUGGAUCGCAUCGCCACGACCAUGGGGAUGGAAGGUGUGCGAAUUAGUCUCGUCGAUGACGGUUAG
Molecule: messenger RNA, 1431 nt
Organism: Penicillium daleae
Lineage: Eukaryota; Fungi; Ascomycota; Eurotiomycetes; Eurotiales; Aspergillaceae
Exons: 3
Coding region: 1-1431 (476 amino acids)
Biological process (GO): regulation of DNA-templated transcription
Molecular function (GO): zinc ion binding; DNA-binding transcription factor activity, RNA polymerase II-specific
Source: RefSeq, a predicted model, not a curated record